Messenger RNA from Nymphaea colorata (pocket water lily), 2114 nucleotides. RefSeq names its product galactoside 2-alpha-L-fucosyltransferase-like. Gene Ontology annotation, cellular component: Golgi apparatus; membrane. The transcript has 2 exons. The record is from RefSeq and is a predicted model, not a curated record. The coding region runs from base 187 to 1980 and encodes 597 amino acids. Gene Ontology annotation, molecular function: galactoside 2-alpha-L-fucosyltransferase activity. NCBI's taxonomy places the organism in Eukaryota, Viridiplantae, Streptophyta, Magnoliopsida, Nymphaeales, Nymphaeaceae. Gene Ontology annotation, biological process: cell wall biogenesis; xyloglucan biosynthetic process.
AAACUUGGGCUUUUGUGGCCGUUUCUUGCUCAUAACUUGAGAAUGCUUUAGACUAAUUCCUGAUAUCAGAGUCCCACAUUUUCUCCUUUAUUUUCUGCAAGCUCUUCCAUCGUGUAGACUGAAUCGACUCUUUUGCCACCGGAAACCGUGGAGAGGUUUUAAGUUCACCCGCGGGACUUGAUAUACAUGAAGAGGUCCACGAGGCAGGAACCCGACCAGGGGAAUUCCGCCGCUGAGAGGGGUACUCGGCUAAGAUCUCCAGUGAAGAAGCUGUUCAUGAGCAUGGGCAGAGGGACCGUGAUCCUUGGUGGGUGCCUGGUGGUUUUGUCAUUGUUUGUCACGCUGAGCUUCGUGUACCAAGAUCCCCCACUUGGACGGUACACUAUUAGCAGUGUCAGCAGUGGGCAGAAUUUGUACCGAGGGAGUGGUUUUGGUGGAGAUCUCGGAAAUGGAGGGAAGAUGGUAGAUGGAUUCGACGGGGUUAUAGGAGGCAGAAAUUUAGAAGGGGAGGCUAAGGAAGAAAAUGAAAAUUCUCAAAGUUCUGAUGAGCUCAACGACAAGCUACUUGGUGGCCUGCUUUCUGAUGGAUUUGAUGAAAGGACAUGCCUUAGCCGGUACCAGUCUGCUAGUUAUCAUAAAAAGUCACAAUUGAAACCUUCUGCAUAUCUUAUAGAUAGGCUGAGGAAGUAUGAAGCUCUUCAUAAGAAAUGUGGUCCAUACACAGCAUCAUAUAACAAAACUGUAAAUUUACUCAAGCCUGGCUCUAGUUCUGAAAAUGCGGAUUGUCAAUAUGUGGUGUGGAUAGCAAAUAGUGGACUUGGGAACAAGAUCUUGUCUAUUGCUUCAGCAUUUCUUUAUGCUCUCCUUAGCAACAGGAUUUUACUUGUUGAUGGAAGAGUUGACUUGGCAUAUUUAUUUUGUGAACCAUUCCCAGAGGGUUCAUGGCUACUUCCCCCAGAUUUUCCAUUAAACCAGUUCAAGGAUUUUAAUACAAACUCGCCAGAAAGAUAUGGCCAUAUGCUGAAACUAAGCAGCAAGAAAGAGGGUGGUUUGUCCACUUUGUUUCCACUAACUUUUGUGUAUGUGCAUCUAUCCCAUGAUUAUGAUGAGCAUGAUAAACUAUUCUUUUGUGACGAUGAACAGAUUCUCCUCCAAGGAGUCCCUUGGCUGUUCUUGAGAACAGAUAAUUAUUUUGUGCCAUCUCUAUUUCUCAUGCCCAAAUUUGUGGAAGAACUGAAUAGACUUUUUCCUGAGAAAGACACCGUCUUUUACCACAUGGGUCGAUAUCUUUUCCACCCAGCAAAUUCUGUCUGGGGCAUGAUUACCAGGUUUUAUGAUGCUUAUUUGGCUCAUGCAGACGAGAGAAUCGGCAUUCAAAUCAGGACCUUCGAUACUAGAAAAGGCCCGUUUCAGCACGUGCUGGAUCAGAUACUUUCAUGUGCAAGGAAUAUGGAAAUUUUACCAAACAUAUCACGGCAUGAACCUGUAACUUCCUGGCAUGAUCCAAAGAGAAGGCAUAAAGCUGUUCUUAUAACUUCUCUAAGUGGUGGUUAUUUCGAAUGGAUCAGAAAUAUGUAUUGGGCUCAUCCAACCGUGAAUGGUGACAUUAUAAGUGUUUAUCAACCAAGCCAUGAAGAGUUCCAACAGACUGAGAAAGAGAUCCAUAACAUGAAGGCAUUAGCAGAAAUGUAUCUUUUGAGCUUGAAUGAUAUGUUGAUUACAAGUGCAUGGUCUACUUUUGGAUAUGUAGCUCAAGGACUUGGAGGCAUAAGGCCAUGGAUUCUUUACAAGCCAGAGAAUGACACUGCGCCAGAUCCCCCUUGUCGCCGAGCCAUGUCAAUUGAACCUUGUUUUCAUGCACCUCCCUUUUAUGACUGCAAAGCUAAGGUAGGUACUGACACUGGGAAACUUGUCCCACAUGUGAAGCACUGUGAAGACAUGAGCUGGGGACUUAAAGUGGUUGGAAAAGAUGAGUUGUAGCUCUAGCUGUAUCAAUUUGUAUUUUGGCUGCAAUCUGAUGUGCUUUAUUUUCCCCCCUUUCCAACGGUUCUUUCUUCAUGUUCAUCUGAAAUUAGCAACAAUUUUUCAUACAGAGAAUACUAUUAGAUACUCAA